Messenger RNA from Closterium sp. NIES-65, 969 nucleotides. NCBI's taxonomy places the organism in Eukaryota, Viridiplantae, Streptophyta, Zygnematophyceae, Desmidiales, Closteriaceae. The record is from the annotation of a GenBank genome assembly.
AUGACGAACCUGCGCGCGGCGGUGGGGCAGCGCGUGCUGUGCCCCGCGACGGACUGCGUUGACAUCUGCAACGCGCCCCUCGACGGCCAUGUCAAGAUGCCGCGCCUCGGCUUCGGUACCUACAUGGUGAGCCACGCGCAUGGUGAGGCGCGUGCAUGCCACUUAGCGCGGCCGUGUGUCCCACCCCCACCUCGUGCGUACCACACUGGCCCCCGUCAGAUCUCAGCGCGCGAUGCGGAGGCGGCGGUGCUGACGGCGCUGAGGGAGGGGUAUCGCCACAUCGACACCGCUCAGCUGCACCGCAAUGAAGCCGCUGUUGGCAGGGCGGUGAGGGCGAGUGGGCUGGCGAGGGAGAGUGUGUUUGUGACGACCAAGCUGUGGAAUGCCGACAACGGCUACGACGCCACGCUGCAGGCCUUCCACCGCUCGCUCAGCGAGCUGGGGCUUGACUACGUGGACCUGUACGUGCUGCACUCGCCCAUGCGCGUGGACGCGCGGCUGGACUCGUGGCGCGCCAUGGAGGACCUGCUGAGGGGGGGGCGAGUGAGGGCCAUCGGGGUGAGCAACUUCGGGCAGCACCAGCUGGAGGAGCUGUUCGAGCACUGCACCGUGCGCCCCGCCGUCAACCAGCUCGAGCUGCACCCCUUCGGCACGCGGCGCGCCCUCGUGGACUUCUGCGUGCAGCACGGCAUGGCGCUGCAGGCCUACUCGCCCCUCACCAAGGGCACUCGCCUGCGCGACCCCACGCUCGUCGAGAUGGCAGCGCGGUAUCAGAAGAGCACGGCGCAGCUCAUGGUGCGCUGGUGCCUGCAGAAGGGCUUCACCGUGCUGCCCCGCUCCGUCAACCCCGCCCACAUCGCCGCCAACACCCAGGUGUACGACUUCAACAUUUCUGACAUUGACAUGGCGAAGCUCGACUCACUCAAUGAGGACUACGUUACAGGCUGGGACCCCACUAGGGGCCCGUGA